This is a messenger RNA of Pristis pectinata (smalltooth sawfish), 2936 nucleotides long. It is a transcript of the gene akt1, whose product is annotated as v-akt murine thymoma viral oncogene homolog 1. The transcript is spliced from 14 exons. Gene Ontology annotation, molecular function: ATP binding; protein serine/threonine kinase activity. Lineage: Eukaryota; Metazoa; Chordata; Chondrichthyes; Rhinopristiformes; Pristidae. The coding region runs from base 165 to 1604 and encodes 479 amino acids. The record is from RefSeq and is a predicted model, not a curated record. Gene Ontology annotation, biological process: protein phosphorylation.
UGCCAGCUGAAAUGGAGCCGGGUCUCAGUCACAGUAAGGUCAUACAAACUUGUUAUGCUACAUUCAAAGGUUGCUGUGAAGAACGAGGGUUUCAAUUGCGAGCCUUGUCAAUUCCCACCUCCCAUUAAGUGAAUUCCUGCUGCAAUUUACAUAUUUUGUACACUAUGACUGAAGGUGCAAUAGUGAAAGAGGGGUGGCUUCACAAACGAGGAGAAUACAUAAAAACAUGGAGACCCAGGUAUUUUUUGCUGAAAACUGAUGGUACAUUUAUUGGGUAUAAGGAGAGGCCACAAGAUAUAGACCAACUAGAGACACCUUUGAAUAACUUCUCUGUAGCACAAUGCCAGCUAAUGAAGACAGAACGGCCAAAAUCAAACACAUUCAUCAUUCGGUGUCUUCAAUGGACCACAGUAAUUGAAAGAACAUUUCACGUUGAUACCCCAGAGGAACGGGAAGAAUGGACAAAGGCAAUCCAAACAGUAGCAGAUAACCUUAAGCAAGAGGAUGAGAUCAUGGAUUACCAUCCAGAGUCUCCAAAUGACAAUUCAUGGACCGAAGGAAUGGACAUUUCUUGCACCAAACCAAAAUACAAAGUGACGAUGCAUAAUUUUGAAUAUUUAAAACUCCUUGGCAAAGGCACAUUUGGAAAGGUGAUUCUUGUCAAAGAGAAAGCCACUGGACGGUAUUAUGCCAUGAAGAUUCUGAAGAAAGAAGUUAUUGUAGCAAAAGAUGAAGUAGCACACACUAUAACUGAAAACAGAGUGCUACAAAAUUCUAGACAUCCAUUCUUAACUGCUCUGAAGUACUCUUUUCAAACAAAUGAUCGUUUGUGUUUUGUUAUGGAAUAUGCAAAUGGAGGUGAGUUAUUCUUUCACUUGUCAAGAGAACGUAUCUUUUCUGAGGAUCGUGCCCGUUUCUAUGGAGCAGAGAUUGUCUCUGCUUUGGAUUAUCUUCAUUCUGAGAAAAAUGUAGUGUAUCGAGAUCUUAAGUUGGAAAACCUUAUGCUAGACAGUGAUGGCCACAUUAAGAUAACUGAUUUUGGGCUCUGCAAAGAAGGUAUCAAGGAUGGAGCAACUAUGAGGACAUUCUGUGGAACUCCUGAGUAUCUUGCACCAGAGGUGCUGGAGGAUAAUGACUAUGGACGAGCUGUAGAUUGGUGGGGACUUGGAGUUGUGAUGUAUGAAAUGAUGUGCGGUCGCCUUCCCUUCUACAACCAGGACCAUGAAAAGUUGUUUGAGCUUAUUCUAAUGGAGGAGAUCAGAUUUCCACGUACUCUGUCACCGGAAGCCAAAUCUCUCCUCUCUGGGUUAUUGAAGAAGGAUCCUGAACAAAGGUUGGGUGGUGGCUAUGAUGAUGCAAAGGAAAUAAUGCAAGAUAAAUUCUUUGCUGGAAUCGAGUGGGAAGAUGUUUAUCAGAAAAAGCUUUGCCCACCAUUUAAGCCUCAAGUGACCUCUGAAAUGGAUACAAGGUACUUUGAUGAAGAAUUUACAGCACAGACUAUAACUAUCACUCCACCUGAUAGAGAUGGCAGUAUGGAAUCCAUAGAUAAUGAGAGAAGACCACAUUUCCCUCAGUUUUCUUACUCAGCCAGUGGAAGGGACUGAACUUGACAGUCUGCAAGAAACAAAGUCACUGCACAAAGAUGGAUUUUAAGCAUUUCUUGACAGAGAUGCAUAUGAAAGCUUAUUUGUAUCCAGUUGUUUGUCCAACUAUGUAAAAUUUGUAAGUGAUUUGGAAAAGAAAGUUAGCUGUUUUGACAAAAUCUGCCUUUCAUUUGGCGUGUGAUGAUCUAAAAUUAGGAACAUUUAAAAAAAUAUUAUAUACUGGCUUCAAAGUAGUGGCAAAAUUAAGUGAAGGCUCAUGGAUUUAAAAUGUAUGAGUAUCAUUUUGAUUGACAGGAGAGUUGUAACGUGCUUUGAGUUGAACUUUCCUUGAAUAUCUACAUAUUUAUAAUAUCCAUUGAAGGUGCACACAAACCUUCAAACAGAUUUAAUUUUGUUCCAGUAAACUACAAGUUUCUAGUUUCCUACAAGUUAUAAACGCAGGUAAUGAUCACUCCUAUCCUUUCUGUUAGUAAUGUACAUGAAAGAUCUGACUGAUUUAGUCAGUAAACUAAAUAAAUCUCUAAGUCACAGACAAUUCACCUAGCUUACCAGUGCAAUGCAUGGUAACAGUCGAAAAUAGUCUGGAGUCCAACCAGAGCUUCUCUUAUAAUUUGUUUACCUCUUCUAAAAUGUGCAAACAUCAAAUGGCCUCAGUGAGGCACAACAACAGCUGCAGCAGCAGGAUCUAUGCCAUAGUUUGAGAGGGAAAAAUGAAAUCUAAAACAUGGUCUAACAUUUGUUUAAGUCAUCUACUGACCACUGUUAUUGAAGGAUGCAACUUGUUCAUUCUAAAAGAGAACUUUACUGACUGAAGUAUGCUAUAUGUUUGUACCCUUGUAUUUUGUUUCUGACACUUGCUGGACUUGAUACUUCACUAGUGUCAUUUAUGAAUAUUUUCCUUUAGAUCAAUUCCAUCAUAGCUUUUUAGUAUUUGGCAGUGAAUGUUGAGAAAUAGUGUUUGCUUUUUGUAGUUUCUACAUAUGAUUGUCCUGAAAUGGAGCAGAAAAAAUGUCUUACUUUGUCCAAACUGUAAAGAAUCUGUUCAGUCAUCAGUACAUUCCUAUAAAGUUGUCUACAUCCAUUCCAGUUCUGCUAAAACAGCUGUGCUGAAGUUGCAGCUUUGAGUUGGCUGUCAAUAAAACAUUUAUCUUGUUAAUGUUCUACAAACAACAGUAUUUCCUAUUUCCCUCAGUACUGGAGGAUCCAAGCUAAUACCACCUAACUGGGCUUUGGUAAACAAAACUAGUUACAACUUUGUACACAAUAUUGUACUUUUUUUUAACUUGUAUACUGUUUUCCUUCAAAAAAUGAACAAAUAAAACAGAUACAAAC